Microplitis demolitor is the source of this 4468-nucleotide messenger RNA. RefSeq names its product amphiphysin (gene Amph). NCBI's taxonomy places the organism in Eukaryota, Metazoa, Arthropoda, Insecta, Hymenoptera, Braconidae. The coding region runs from base 204 to 1436 and encodes 410 amino acids. The record is from RefSeq and is a predicted model, not a curated record. The transcript has 9 exons. Gene Ontology annotation, cellular component: cytoplasm; plasma membrane. Gene Ontology annotation, molecular function: phospholipid binding; protein binding.
CGUAAAAUAAUUUCAGUACCUCUCGGCGCUUUGGUCGGUACAGUUGGUAUUAUACUUUGAUACAGUUAAGUGAUUAAGUGUUGAGAAAUCACUUGAUUACAAUCCUUUAAAGUUAGUGUUUACAAUAAAAAAGACACGUUAUAUUAACAACUUACAAUAAUUCAAAUAAUAAAUAAAAAACAAAAACUCGUGCGUGAUAAAAAAUGGCUGAAAGUAAAGGUGCGUUAAUUGCUAAAACAGUGCAAAAACACGCUGGCAGAGCUAAAGAGAAGUUUCUUCAAAAUCUUGGCAAAGUCGACAGAACGGCAGAUGAUAUAUUUGAUGAGCACCUUCAAAACUUUACACGGCAACAAAAUGCUGCUAAUAGACUUCAGAAAGAAUUUAAUAAUUACAUCAGAUGUGUUAGGGCUGUUCAAGCAGCAUCCAAAACCCUUAUGGAUUCCCUUAAUGAGAUUUAUGAAAGUCAAUGGACAGGACACGAUUUAUUAUAUGUUCAAGCACAAAGUUUAGAUGUGCUAUGGCAAGAUUUUACUCAUAAACUUGCGGAUCAAGUUCUUGUGCCUCUUAAUACAUAUCAAUGUCAAUUUCCUGAAAUGCGGAAAAAAAUUGACAAACGUGGCCGUAAAUUGGUAGAUUACGACGGCCAAAGACACAACUUUCAAUCAUUACAAUGCAAUCCAAAGAAGCGUGACGAGACUAAAGUAAUGAAAGCUAAAGAGUUAUUAGAUGAGGCUAAGCGAACUUACGAGCAACUUAACUCUGAGCUUCAUGAUGAACUACCAGCUCUUUAUGAUUCACGUGUACUUUUCCUCGUCACCAAUUUGCAGACUCUUUUCGCAGCUGAACAAGUAUUUCAUGUGGAAAGUGCCAAGGUUUACUCAGAAUUAGAAGCGAUCGUUGAUAAACUUGCGAAUGAAAGUCAAAGAGGAUCUUAUACAUUAAAAAAGAACUCGGAACCACAAUCACCAAAAUCUCCAAACGCAAACUCAUCACUGAUAAUCAACACGCAAUCACCAUCUCAAAACAAUAUUUCACCUGCUCUCGAAGAGAAGACAAUCGAGAAACGAAAUUCCUCGCCUACAACUCAAUUGAACGGCAAUGCAAAUAGUAAUGCUAACAGCAAUGAUAAUUCAAUCAAUAAUCAAGAUGUAUCGCCACAAGAUUCAGUCGCACCCGUUAAACGGGUCGAGGAAUUGUACGAUAUACCAGUAGGAGCGACUACUGAUAACCUGCCGCCAGGAGUUUUGUACAGGGUCAAGGCUACUUACAAAUACGGACGUGAAGAUAUGGAUGAACUAUCAUUUGAUGUUGGAGAAAUUAUACAAGUUAUCGAAUAUGAUGAUCCUGAAGAACAGGAGGAAGGAUGGCUGAUGGGAGUCAAAGAAGGUACCAAUGAAAAAGGAAUGUUUCCAGCGAAUUUCACGAAGCCUCUGUGAACAUAAAUCUCAAUUUGCGACGUACACUCCAAUGCUCACAACCAGCGUAUUUAACAAUAAGGUAUAACAUGUAUUAAAAGAAAAAAAAUACUAAAAUCGUGGAUUCGAAGACGAUCGAGGACGUAAACGGAAAAUGUGUCGUUACAAAAUAAUACGAAUCCAUAAAAAAUAAAUAAAAUAAAAAGAAAUGUUAGUUAUAAAGAGAAUUGAUAACGAGGAUCAACUAAAGUUUUAAUUGAAAUGCAAAGGAGAGGAUUAUUUGCUGGAGGCUGCUUACUGCGGAUCGUAAAAGAUUAAUCAGUCGCAAAGUGCCUUAAAAAUCCAGCCCAAUAUCUGUGCCAACAAUCACUGCUUGUAUGGAAAUAAUUAUCAUCCUCUCAUAUUAUAUAUACAUAUAUAAAUAUAUACAUCACCGAUAAUCAAAUAAAAUUUUUGGUAUAUUUGAUUUUAAUUUUAUAUUAUAAAUACAAUUGAUUUAGAAAACUAUAAAAUUUUAAAUGGAGUUGUAUGAAAGAGCGAGCGAACGAAUUAUAUAUUAAGUCUUUCAUAGCUAAUUAUCUAUUAUAAUUAAUUAACACGCGGGGAAAUAUUUGUAUUUAUAAAUACUAUCAAUGGAUUUAAAGAGUAUUAUUUAUGUGUUUACACUGAAAAAAAUUUCGGAGAAAAUCCGGAUCAAAUUCGUUGUGAACACGGAGCGGAUUACUUUUUUUUUUAUCCCCUUGGAGUAAAAUUUAUUAGUGGGGGAGUUUAUUUUAAUAUUCAAAGUCUGGAUCGGAGUAAAUACGGAUUUAAAUAAAAUCAAGAUUACUCCGAUAAAAAAAAAACAAACUCCCAAUUGACUCCGUAUGCAAAGUGAUUUUUUUUUAACUCCGGAACUUAAGUGAUUUGUAAUUACUCCGAAUUUUCGAAAGUGUAUCAUUAUUAUAAUUAAUAUUUUGUUUUUUAAUAAUUUUUUUAUCUAAUUAAAAAUGUUUAGUUAUUUUGUAAUUUUUAUUAAAUAAAGUUUUUGAUCAAUGAGAUAAUUUCCCCUAGUGUCGGUUCAAAUUAGAUAUGAAAGAUUUUUUUUCAACCAGCCAAAAUAUUAUUAAAAUAUACUUACAUAUUAAAUAAAAUAUUAUUUUAUGAGAUUGUACAUAGAAUUAUGAAUUUUAGGACUAUUUUAUAAAAUAUCAAUGAGGCCAAGAUUUAGAAAAAAUUUAUUAAUUGCCAAUAAAACUUAAGUUGUAUUGUCGUGAUUAAUUAGACGAAAUGAAAAGUAUCUGAGUCGCCUUUUCAAUAAUUGUGCAGCCAAAUUUAUCAUGGUCCAAUUUAUCAAGUAAUAAAAUAUAAAAUAAAUAUACACUGUAUUUAUUUAGUAGAAUAUGAAAGAAAGUUAAAUAUUUAAUGAACAAAAGAAAAAUUUCGUCACUAUUCAAAUGGUAUUUUGUUAUUUAAACUUUUAAAAAAUCUGUUAUUUACUUUGUUUAAUAUUUAGUUGUUCUCAAAAUUAUUUAAAAAAUAUCUUGGAUAAUUUUUCAAAAUAUCGAACAAUAAAAUGAUCAACUAUUAAGUGUAGAAAAAAAUUCACAACAAAAAGAUUCAAAAAAAGUUCGAUAUGUAGAAUUUUUUGACUUGAGACAAGUUCAGAAAUUCCACGUGGAAAUUUCUUGAAAUUUUUUGUAAAGAAUUUUUUUUACACAAAUUUAUACUUAUAUUUUAUUGAAGUUAAAAAAAACGACAUGAAUAAUUUUUUAAAUUAAAAUUAAGUUUUCUACUACAAAUUCUUGAUAAUAUACUUUUAAAAUAUGAGAAUAAAAACUAAUUAAUCGUUUCAAUAAAAUAUAUAUUUUUCAAUUAUACUAAAAAAAUAAUUUAUGCUCAGUUUUAAAUAUUAUAUAAUUUGAUAAAAAAAAAUAAUACUAUUACUAAAACGAUUAAUUAAAUUUACUAAUAAAUUUAUUUUUCAUUCUGUAAAUAAAGAAUGAGGAGGUAAAAAUAUAUGACUAUGAAUUGAGCUUUCGACAAUGGAAUUAUUAUUUAAAUAACUAAUGCGAUAUAGGUAUUAAUAAAACAAGUAAUAAGUAAUAAUAUGAAUUGAACAGACAGCGGUCCAAGAAAAAAAAAACAAAAUUAAGAAAUUAAAGUGUAAAUUGUAACCAUUGAAACAAAUACUCUAAAAAAUCGAUCUGUUGUAACUAAUAGUAAUAUAAAAAAGUAAUAAAAUAAAAUAUUAAAUAGUAAAUAAAUUUAUAAAAAAAAAAUUCUAGAUUGUAAUACUUACAAUGCUUCGACAUAACCGUGUGUCUAAUAAUAAUCUAUUGAUUUGGGAAGACCGAAGUUACAGAUAAUAGAUCGUGUUUUAUCCCCGUAAAAGAAAGUUGGUAACAAAGUUGUGAAAAAGUGCUGACUAUUCUAAACUUCAAAAUGUGAGACGACGAACUUUAUUAAAACUUUUAGACAUUUAAUGGAAAAAUCAAUGACAGAUUUACUACUAUUAAAAUAUAGUAAAAAAAAAAGACAAAAAUAGUUCAAAAUCAUAUUUUUAUGUACCCAAAAAUCGUAAUAUUUUUCCGGAUGAAAAUAAACCCGGUUUGAAAAACUGGACCUAAAUCAAUUUUUUUUUUCUUUGUAUUUUUAAAAGUUCAAAAAAAGUCCGCCGCUGUGUCACAUUUUGAAGUUUUAAAUAUUCAGGUUUUUUUUAAAUAAUUUUUUUUCGCGGGUUAAUUUUUUUUUCCUUUUUUUAAGUUGAAAAAAAAAAAUUGUUUAUAGUUAAUAAAAUCUGUUGUUACACUACAUUAGUAUGUAUAAUAAUUUAUUUUAGUUUAAUUUUUAAAAUUUCGAGUGACGGUGCUGUAACUAGUCGAUUUGAAAUUAAUAUAAAAUAAAUUAAUUUAUGAAAUACUAAAAAUUAAAAGAAAUGAAAUAUAUGAAUAAUUUAUUAAAUGAUUAUCUAUCAAUGAAAUAUUAUGAUGUAGUGUAUCAAUGGGACAAUUUAUUGUUAUUUCAUUUGUCAUUUUUAUGUCACGUUGUUUAAUUUUAUUUAAGAGAGCCAU